Molecule: messenger RNA, 660 nt
Organism: Dissoconium aciculare CBS 342.82
Lineage: Eukaryota; Fungi; Ascomycota; Dothideomycetes; Mycosphaerellales; Dissoconiaceae
Product: carbohydrate esterase family 3 protein
Exons: 2
Molecular function (GO): phosphatidylcholine lysophospholipase A1 activity
Source: RefSeq, a predicted model, not a curated record
AACGUCCCAUUACGCGUGUUGCUCAUCGGUGAUUCCAUUCUGGUCGGUUACGCAAGCAUGGACUUCAAUGGCUUUCGACAAAAGUUAUAUGAUGCAUUUGUCAAUUCUGGUAACACAUCAGUCGAUUUCAUAGGGACUCAACAACUUGGAAAUGAUACGAAAGUCGCAAAUCAUUUUGAAGGAUACCCUGGUCAUCGAGUCAAGAUGUUGCACGAUAAAUUGAUUGUGAGCAACAUUCUCGCACAACAGCCGAACAUUGUCCUGGUCAUUGCAGGUACGAACGACCUGAACCAAGACGAUAUUUUAUUUUCAGCAGAUGAACCACGGGCUCUGGCAUUGUAUCGUUUCCAGCGGAUGUUGGAAUAUAUCACCUGCGUCGUACCAGAUGCCGUCACUCUGGUGGCUACGUUGCCCCCGAUCAAGAACGAGACGGCGCAGGCAUUGGCCGUCGAAUUCAACGCAGGCAUUCCUGCGAUUGUCGAGCCCGGACAGGUCGAGGGUUUCAAGCUCGGCGUUGUUGAAAUGGCCGACAUCGACAGAAAGUUCAUGGCGUGGGAUGGUAUUCAUCCCAAUGACGAGGGGUAUAGCAUCGUCGCUCAGCGUUGGUUCGACGCCCUGCUCAAGGUCCCCACUGGUUGGAUCCAAGCACCUCGAAAUCCC